This is a messenger RNA of Hydra vulgaris (swiftwater hydra), 1761 nucleotides long. RefSeq names its product acetyl-coenzyme A transporter 1. Gene Ontology annotation, cellular component: membrane. Gene Ontology annotation, molecular function: acetyl-CoA transmembrane transporter activity. The record is from RefSeq and is a predicted model, not a curated record. NCBI's taxonomy places the organism in Eukaryota, Metazoa, Cnidaria, Hydrozoa, Anthoathecata, Hydridae.
UAUUAUCUAGAUAAAAAUAAAUCAUUGAGAAAUACUAAAAGUCUCCAGUCAUGCGAAAUAGAGAGUCUCUUAAAAAUAAAGAAAACAGUGAAGAUAAUGAAUACCGUGAAAAAAUACAUGAAGAAAAUGUAUCAAAUCAACAAGGAAAUUUAAGUGGUGAUUAUAAGAAUGUUUUUAUUCUAUUUUUACUUUAUUUGCUUCAAGGUAUACCUCUUGGAAUGGGAGGUAGCAUACCGAUGAUACUACAAAAUAAAAAUAUUAGCUAUAAAGAUCAAGCAAUGUUCAGUUUAGUUUUUUGGCCCUUCAGUUUGAAGUUAUUGUGGGCUCCUAUUGUUGAUGCAUUGUUUUUUCAAAAAAUGGGUCGCAGAAAAUCUUGGUUAAUACCAGUGCAGUAUCUGAUUGGAAUUUUUAUGUUAAUUCUUUCACUGAAUAUUGAUACCAUUUUGGAAAGCGAGCUCCCAAAUGUAAUAUUUCUAACAGUGAUAUUUUUUUUAUUAAAUUUCCUUGCCGCAACACAAGAUAUUGUUGUUGAUGGUUGGGCACUUACAAUGCUUCAAAAGCGAAAUGUUGGGUAUGGGUCUACAUGUAACAGUGUUGGGCAAACAGCUGGAUAUUUUUUAGGGAAUGUCAUUUUGCUUGCCUUUAGUUCUCCUGAUUUUUGUAAUAAAUAUUUGCGUACAAUACCUCAGAAUCAAGGAAUCAUAACCAUUGGUGGGUUUUUAUUUGUAUGGGGAAUUUUAUUUUUUAUUAUCACAAGUUUGGUAUGGAUAUUUAAAAGUGAAAAAGAAGAGAAUGAUAAAGAACAGGACAGUAUCAUGGGAACAUAUUUAAAAUUGUUCAAAAUAGUUAAACUUCCAGCUGUUCAACAAAUUGUUAUAGUACUAUUAACCGUCAAAGUUGGUUUUGCAGCAACAGAUGCUGUUACAGGUUUAAAAUUAAUUGAAGCCGGUGUGAGUAAAGAAACUCUUUCAUUUUUAGCUGUUCCAUUAGUUCCUUUGCAAAUAAUUCUACCUCUGGCCAUCAGUCAUUUUACUGCAGGACCUCGCCCUCUUGAUCUUUUUAUAAAAGCCAUUCCCUUUCGUUUGGUAAUGGGACUAGUUUUUGCUGCGUUAGUAUAUUGGACAAGUACUUUCUCAAAUACCAACACGGAAGGUUUUCCUUACUACUACUAUGGCAUUAUUUUAUUUGCAUAUGCCAUGCAUCAGCUAUUUCUGUAUACAAUGGCAGUCACCAUGAUGACAUACACAGUUAAAUUAAGUUAUUCUGAACAUUGCAUUGGUGGGACAUAUAUAACGUUUAUGAACACCAUGGCUAACCUUGGAACAACAUUGACCAAAUCACUUGCCCUCUAUUUUGUCGAGGAACUUUCUUUAAAAAUUUGUGAUGGUGGUAUUCAAACAUUUAUACCAUUAUGCUUGACAAAUAACAUGAAAAAGAAAUGUACAAAUGCUGGUGGAAAAUGUGUGACACAAGUAGAUGGUUAUUAUGUGGAAACGGCAAUUUGCACAGCUUUAGGUUUUUUGUGGUUGAUAUGGAGAAGACAAUCAUUGAAACAAUUGCAGAGUAUGAAAGAAUCCGCAUGGAAAAUAAAAUAAACUGUAAUAUUAUUUGCGUAGCAAAACAAGAGAAUUCAGAUGAAAAUUUAUAUAAAAAAAAAAAUAUUGUUUACUAUUUAAUAUUUUCCACCCAAAAAUUGUUAUUUAAAAAUGUAAAAUUAUCUAAUGGAUAUAAAGUUAUUUAAAUAAAUCACAAACUUUUAAA